Molecule: messenger RNA, 1186 nt
Organism: Periophthalmus magnuspinnatus
Lineage: Eukaryota; Metazoa; Chordata; Actinopteri; Gobiiformes; Gobiidae
Gene: ppp1r42
Product: protein phosphatase 1, regulatory subunit 42
Exons: 9
Coding region: 157-1071 (304 amino acids)
Molecular function (GO): protein binding
Source: RefSeq, a predicted model, not a curated record
AAAAACGUGCUUUCACAGGCCACGUAUCGUUAGUUACGUUGGUUUGAAGAGUAGCCCAUACGUCGAUUGAGCUCCAGUAAUGCUGUGGGCUGCUGAAUGCUUGACUGAAUCUGUAAAGACUCGUCUGUCAUGUGGCAUCCGUGAUAAGGAGACACCAUGGUGCGUUUGACAGUAGAGCUGAUUGGUAAAUCUCACAACCACUUCAAAAAGAAAAGGGGCCUCCCCUUUCCAGAGUACCUCAAAACACUGACCCAUCUCCACUUCUCAAAUAAAAACAUUGAGGACAUAGGUGACCUCUCAGUCUGCAGGAAUCUGACUGUGCUUUACCUGUAUGAUAAUCAAAUCUCAGAAAUCUGCAACCUCAAUUUUGCUUACAACCUUACACAUCUUUAUAUGCAAAACAACAAUCUUACUAGAAUAGAUAAUGUAUCCAACCUGAAGAAACUCACUAAAUUGUAUCUUGGUGGAAACAAGAUUGCAGUAGUGGAAGGCCUGAAUGAGCUUGCUGAGCUCAAAGAACUUCAUCUGGAGAAUCAGAGGCUGGCACCUGGGGAAAAGUUGCUCUUUGACCCCAUGAUGCUCCAUGCUCUCGCAAAGUCUCUCUGUGUCUUGAAUAUUAAUAACAACAACAUUGAUGAUGUGAAAGACCUGACGGGUUUGACUGAGCUACAGCAUUUUUCUGCCUCUGAUAAUAGGCUGGACAACAUUUUGGACUUGGAGGAUGUGCUGAGCAACUGGCCUAACUUGGUUCAAAUGGAUUUAAGUGGGAAUCCUGUGUGCAGAAAACAGAAGUACAGAGACCGACUCAUAAUUGUGUGCAAAAAACUUGUGAUACUUGAUGGAAAAGAGAUAAAAGAGUUGACACGACAGUUUCUUAUAAACUGGAAGGCAUCCAGAGAGGCAAAGAAGAAUAAUAAUAAACACAUGCUGAUCCCAUACCCGAUAAAUGAUUACGGCCAUACUAACGUCCGCAACUGGAUGCCACAAGCCACCCUCAAGUCAGUAGGCGAUGGUUGGCAGACAGACCAUCCAGAUGGACAGCGGUACUUGCUCCGGGGUGGUGGUCGAUGACAGCCCAUCGUCCAGUCCGAGCUCCAGCCCCAGUCCAGACGGCCGCCGCCGCGAGUUGCAGCGGGCCAGGGCGCUCCAAACCGGGCCACUGAGUGGACGAGGGCGGCCUGCGGCG